UUCACCAAUCCCCCAAUCCCCCAAUCCUCCAAUUCCCAUCUGAGCACAGCUUCGGCCUUGCGACAAGAUGGAGACAACAGACGCCGUCGAGGCCCCUCUUGCCGGGGUUGAACAGCCCAAUGGGGCCCUCACAGUGAAAAAUGUCCGGACCGAAUUCCGCUCAAAGGCCGAGCUGGACCGCAUCCGCCGACAACGACAGGCGCAGAAGGCUUACGGGCGCGGCCGUCAGAUCGAUGUCAAGACCGUCAGGGACAAAAAGCUUCGACGGACUCUUAGCAAUCUUGAAAACAAGUACAAGACGGCCGUCCUGAAAGCAAAGGAGGCCGAGAUCUUGCUCGAGAAUACAGCCGGAUUCCUAGAGGCCGAGACGGAACUCGAGCGGACGUACAAGGUUCGCCAAGAAGAUAUCCAAAAGGAGGUCGGCAUCGAGGUUGCACAGAAGAAAUUCGAGUUGAAGCUCGAUGCUCUGGGUCCCUAUGUUUGCGAGUACAGCAGGAAUGGCCGGGAUCUGAUCUUGGCGGGGAGAAAAGGUCACGUCGCGACCAUGGACUGGCGGGAAGGCAAACUCGGCUGUGAGCUGCAACUGGGCGAGACGAUUCGGGAUGCCCGCUUUCUUCACAACAACCAAUUCUUUGCCGUGGCGCAAAAGAAGUACGUCUACAUAUACGACGCCAACGGUGUCGAGCUCCACUGCUUGAAGAAGCACGUCGAGGUUUCGCACAUGGAGUUCCUCCCUUACCACUUUCUCCUGGCGACGUUGAGCAUCAGCGGUCAAUUAAAGUACCAGGACACGUCGACCGGCCAGAUAGUUGCCGAGAUACCCACCAAGCACGGAACCCCAGUUUCCCUGACGCAGAAUCCGUACAAUGCCAUCCUCCACAUCGGCCAACAGAACGGGACCGUUACACUUUGGUCACCAAACUCGACAGAUCCUUUAGUGAAACUGCUCGCGCACAGAGGGCCCGUCCGAUCGCUUGCCGUCGAUCGAGAAGGGCGAUACAUGGUGUCGGCCGGGCAGGACAACCGGAUGGCCAUCUGGGACAUCCGCAACUUCAAAGAGGCGGUCUCGAGCUACUUCACCAGGUCUCCGGCAUCAUCCGUGGCGAUAUCCGACACGGGCUUGACCGCUGUCGGGUGGGGGACCAAGACUACCGUGUGGAAGGGUCUCUUCUCGAAGGAGAAGCCGGUCCAAGAAAAAGUCCAGAGCCCAUACAUGACCUGGGGAGGGGACGGUCAGUCGGUUGAGCGGGUCCGGUGGUGCCCGUUCGAGGAUGUGCUGGGCAUCGGACACUCGGAAGGUUUCUCGUCCGUCAUCAUCCCGGGUGCCGGCGAGGCCAACUACGACGCGCUCGAGGUCAACCCGUUCGAGACCAAGAAGCAGCGGCAGGAGGGCGAGGUCAAGGCGUUGCUGAACAAGCUGCAGCCCGAGAUGAUCGCGCUAGACCCCAACUUCAUCGGAAACUUGGAUCUGCGGUCCGAGCAGCAGCGGAAGGCCGACAGGGACUUGGACGCGCCCCCGGUAGAUAUCGCCCAAGAGAUCAGGAACCGGGCCAGAGGCAAGAACGGCGCGCUCAAGAAAUACCUGCGCAAGCAGCGCAAGAAGAACAUCAUCGACGAGAAGAGGCUCAAGGUGGAGGAGAUAUACAAGGAGCUGCAGCAGAAGAAGGACGAGAAGCACAAGGAACGGCAGGCCGAGCUGGGGCCGGCGCUGGCGCGGUUCGCCAGGAAGGACUAGAUAAUGAUACCCGAACGAGAAGAGCAUGGGUCCUGCUGGUCACGCUGGACUCACUUUCGAUGCCAAAUGUCCAAAGCAUGAUGCCAACUGUAACAAUAAAGCUGGGCAAAGUCCGCCCUUUGUUCGUGUCUUGUCUAGCGUAUUCCAUGUAUCAUUGGCUCCAUAUGCAAAAAACCGAGGGCCGAGAAUCAAACUCCGAACGCGAAGCCACCGAUCGUCUCAAAAUGCCAACCUUGAAAGCGCCCUUCCCGUCUAUAAAGUUGCAUUAUUUUCCUUUUUGCUUUUCGUUCCCCCCCG
Messenger RNA from Thermothelomyces thermophilus ATCC 42464, 2032 nucleotides. RefSeq lists its product as uncharacterized. Gene Ontology annotation, molecular function: protein binding. Gene Ontology annotation, cellular component: nucleolus; small-subunit processome; 90S preribosome. The record is from RefSeq and is a predicted model, not a curated record. Gene Ontology annotation, biological process: maturation of SSU-rRNA from tricistronic rRNA transcript (SSU-rRNA, 5.8S rRNA, LSU-rRNA). NCBI's taxonomy places the organism in Eukaryota, Fungi, Ascomycota, Sordariomycetes, Sordariales, Chaetomiaceae. Bases 68 to 1735 code for a protein of 555 amino acids. The transcript has 2 exons.